UUGUAUACCGAUACUAUGAUAAAUUAAGGUAGUUAAUUUGUAGAGGCUUGAAUCGAGAGGAUUCGAUCCAAUGGCUGCCAAAUCACCGCCUCUGUGCUUCGUUCUCACUCUCCUCUCUCUCCUCUCAAUCACCUUCUUCUACCUGCAUUCCAUCUCCCCUUCGUCUUCACCAAAUCCCAAAUCAUCUACCCUCUCAAUAGCGCAGAGUUCCCUCAGAGUCUUCAUUGCGCCCCUGCCAAGGUCCCUCAACUAUGGCCUCCUGGACAAAUACUGGGCUCUGACGUCGGAUACGAGGAUCGGGAGCGAAGUAGACAAUGAAAUCAGGAAAUCCUUAACGGGCAAAGGUUCGGGGAAUCCUCAGCCAUUCCCUGAAAACCCUAUUAUUAAACAGUACAGUGCUGAGUACUGGAUCUUAGGGGAUCUGCUCACCCCCGACGGCUCCAAGGGCGAAUCUUAUGCAAUUAGGGUUUCGGAUUACAAACAGGCGGAUGUGAUCUUCGUCCCGUUCUUCGCGACGAUGAGUGCGGAGCUGCAGCUGAUCAUUAACAAAAGCGUUUUCAGGAAAAGGGUCGAGGAAAACGAGGAUUAUGUGAGGCAGAAGAUGGUGGUGGAUUUGGUGAAGAAAUCGGAAGCCUGGCAGAGGUCUGGUGGCAGAGACCAUGUUUUUGUUCUUACAGACCCUGUUUCAAUGUAUCAUCUCAAAGAUGAGAUAGCUCCGGCAAUCCUCCUCCUCGUCGAUUUCGGCGGCUGGCAACAUCUCGACGCGAAAACAUCCAACGGCUCAUCCGACAACGAAAUGAUCCAUCACACACAAGUGUCGUUAUUGAAAGAUGUUAUCGUCCCGUAUACUCAUUUACUCCCCCGCCUGGACAUAUCGAAUGAUCGAAAGCGCCACCAGCUACUUUACUUCAAAGGAGCCAAACACCGCCAUCGGGGCGGGCUUGUUCGAGAAAAACUAUGGGACAUACUAAUAAACGUGCCCGGCAUAAUAAUCGAAGAAGGUUUCCCCAACGCCACCGGAAAAGAACAGUCGAUAAAGGGAAUGAGGUCGUCGGAAUUCUGCUUACAUCCGGCAGGUGACACUCCGACAUCGUGUAGACUUUUCGAUGCCAUUCAAAGCCUCUGCAUACCCGUCAUCGUCAGCGACAACAUCGAGCUCCCGUUCGAAGGGAUCGUCGACUAUUCAGAAUUCUCUGUUUUCGUCGCCGUUAGCGACGCGCUGCGGCCAAAUUGGCUGGUCAAUCAUCUCAAGAGCUUUUCUACCGAACAAAAGGAUCAAUUUCGUCGAAAUAUGGCAGAGGCUCAACCGAUUUUUCAGUACGACAACGGUUAUCCCGGUGGGGUUGGCCCGGUUCCCUCCGAUGGCGCAGUGAACCACAUUUGGAGAAAAGUGCAUCAGAAAAUUCCGAUCAUAAAAGAAGCUGUUACACGGGAGAAACGAAAACCGGCCGGAGCUACGGUUCCUCUCCGCUGCCACUGUAUUUAAAAUCCGGUUGCAUUCGAACUCGAAUUUUUACGAUGUCUUGAUUCUAUUAGUUUUCUUACAGUCUGGUUUUUGUUCAACAUAUAUACAAUUGAUGGUGUUCAAGUUGUCUUCUGAAUUGUGAGAAACGUUAGUUGUGGUAACUUUUGGGUAAGAUUUUAACAUGAUCAUCCAUUUGGGUUAAAAUACUUUCUCUGGUUCACAUGUAAGAAAUACCAGUCAGACUUGACAAGCUACACUCAACAAGAAAUCUGUGAUCUGUGAAUGAAUUUUCUCACCAUAGAUGUCAUAAUAUGGUACUCUGUUAUAUUACAUCAAGAAAGGAUGAAGUCCAAAGUGAAGCAGAGAAGAGGAUGAUCUUUGGGGAUUUUUACAAGAAUUCAGGUAAGAACACAGUUUAAAUUCUGCAUAAUUAUUCAGCAUAUACUGUGAUUGCCAUAUAAUAUCUUAUGAUUCUUCAUACAAUCCUGGAAAAAAAUACAAAUUUACAUCCAUCUGCAUUCUGCAGCUAACCAAAAACAUGCAAUAAUAUAUUUUCAUUUCAUGAAACAUCAGUACAAGCCUCUCAAUACCUUUCCCUUUUGUUUUUACAAUUACCAAAAACAUCAUUCAUGCAUAGAUACAACAAAUAUAUAUAUAUAUAUAUAUUUAAAUGUAUGUAUGUAUGUAAAUAGGCUAUGCUGACCUAUAAAUAUCGAAGUACCCCCAGAACUAAGCUGUAAAAAAUAUAGCAGAAGAGGGGACAGACCAACGGCAUUUUAUGACAAUAUAUAUACAAUAAGACAUUAAGUUUACGAUAAUAUAAGAA
This is a messenger RNA of Andrographis paniculata, 2291 nucleotides long. RefSeq names its product probable arabinosyltransferase ARAD1. The record is from RefSeq and is a predicted model, not a curated record. The transcript has 3 exons. Gene Ontology annotation, molecular function: glycosyltransferase activity. Bases 71 to 1486 code for a protein of 471 amino acids. NCBI's taxonomy places the organism in Eukaryota, Viridiplantae, Streptophyta, Magnoliopsida, Lamiales, Acanthaceae.